AUGCCGUCGACUCACCAAAACGACAAGCCCUGGGAUACAGACGAUGUGGACAAGUGGAAGGUUGAGGCGUUCACCCACAAGGAUAACCUCGGCGGCACCUUCACCGAGGAGUCGUCCUUUGCAACGCUAUUCCCCAAGUACCGCGAAGUCUACUUGAAGGAGGCGUGGCCGCUCGUCACAAAGGCCCUCGAGAAACAUGGCAUCGCCUGCACCCUCGACUUGGUCGAAGGUAGCAUGACGGUCAAGACGACCCGCAAGACGUUCGACCCGGCCGCCCUCUUGAAUGCCCGCGACCUCAUCAAGCUGCUCGCCCGAAGCGUGCCCGCCCCGCAGGCUGUCAAGAUCCUCGACGACGGCGUGGCGUGCGACGUCGUCAAGAUCCGCAACCUGGUCGGCAGCAAGGAUCGCUUCGUCAAGCGGCGGCAGCGCAUCCUCGGCCCCAACGGCUCCACGCUCAAGGCCCUCGAGCUCCUGACGGAGACGUACAUUCUCGUCCACGGGAACACGGUGUCGGCCAUGGGCCCGUAUAGGGGUCUCAAGGAGGUGCGGAGGGUCGUCGAGGACUGCAUGGCCAACGUGCACCCCAUCUACCACAUCAAGGAGCUCAUGAUCAAGCGCGAGCUGGCCAAGGACCCGGAGCUGGCCAACGAGAGCUGGGACCGCUUCUUGCCAAACUUCAAGAGGAAGACACUGAGCAAGCGCCGCGUGCCCCACAGAAUCAGUGACAAGGCGAAGAAGGUCUACACGCCUUUCCCGCCGGCGCCUGAGAAGAGCAAGGUCGACAUGCAGAUUGAGAGCGGCGAGUACUUUCUCGGCAAGCAGGCCAAGGAGCGGGCGGCGCAGCAGGAGCGCAAGGAGAAGCAAAAGGAGCGCAAGGAGGAAAAGGCCAAGGAACGCCAGGCCGAGUUUGUCCCGCCGGAAGAGGGGGGGAGGACCAAGAAGCGGCGGAAGAAGUCGGACGAGUAG
Molecule: messenger RNA, 966 nt
Organism: Hirsutella rhossiliensis
Lineage: Eukaryota; Fungi; Ascomycota; Sordariomycetes; Hypocreales; Ophiocordycipitaceae
Product: KRR1 small subunit processome component
Exons: 1
Coding region: 1-966 (321 amino acids)
Cellular component (GO): small-subunit processome; nucleolus
Molecular function (GO): RNA binding
Source: RefSeq, a predicted model, not a curated record